Molecule: messenger RNA, 1259 nt
Organism: Batrachochytrium dendrobatidis JAM81
Lineage: Eukaryota; Fungi; Chytridiomycota; Chytridiomycetes; Rhizophydiales
Exons: 3
Coding region: 224-1183 (319 amino acids)
Biological process (GO): potassium ion transmembrane transport
Cellular component (GO): plasma membrane
Molecular function (GO): potassium ion transmembrane transporter activity
Source: RefSeq, a predicted model, not a curated record
CUCCACCACAAAUCUUAGUAUUGUUUUACGCCAUUGGCAAUAUCUGGAUAAGAAUCGACUCUGCAACAACCUACUAUCUAGCCAGUCUGGCAAGCUUUACUGUAUUCAACCUCUAUCGUUUUGGUUGAUUCCUCAACCCAACUUUUACAUUUUUUGGAUUCAACUCCAGCCAGAACGCCAUCUAAAAAGUGCAAGGCGCUGCGCAGAAUCUACAUAAGCUCUAAUGGGUCAGCCUGAACAGGAUAUAUCAGGAAACGAUAGUGCCUAUGGCUCACCAGUGACAUGCUACAACCACCACCGACACUCUUUUGAUACUUCAGUGUCUACGUCAGUGCCCCUUCCUCGCUUGGACUGCAUUGAUUUUACAUUUGGGGCCAAACCCAUUAGUCUAUUUACUAGAAUAGGGAGAUGGUACCUUCUCAUAUCAGUCCGAUUGAUUCCUUUGUUGUACUGUCUGGAGAUAGUGUUCUUUUCACUGCUGUUUGCCAUGGUUAGGAUGCACAACAAUGUUGAGCUAGAAUCCUACAUGCCAGCCAUUUUUUCAGGAAUUCUUGCCGUAUCAUUGGUGUUGUCGCUCGUGCUGGUCGGAGUAGACUAUCGCAGUGCACGUCGUAUAGUGAUGAGUAGCUCCAUCAAGGGAGCAGUGAUGAACCACCUGGCAUACUAUUAUUUUUCAACAGGAUGUACUAGACGAUAUGAGUUUCUAUCCAAGAUUCGAAACUCGGGUGACAAGAUGUUUGAUUCAUUAGCCUUUUUUGUUUAUUUCCGUUUAAAAGGAUGGAAGUAUGUUGUAACUCAAAUACCAAGACAAUGGGGAUACAUGCUGUUUGUGUGGUGGUUUAUUAUUGUUGGCAAUCCAUUAAAGCAUCAACGAGAAAGCUCGUUGCAUGACACCAACUCCGACCAAGGGAUUGGAUCGAACCUUUUGCCAGCCAUUCCAGAUAUGCUUCAAUCCAACACACUCCCGCAGGCCAUGUUUAUCAUGGCAUCACUUCUUAUUUUGGCAUGGAUGGUGCAACUAGCGAGCCUGAUGAUUUCGGUAUUAAUAUAUCCAGUGCUGCUGGCACUCAUUCCCAUGCCGAGUCUGGAAGGAUACUGCAAUGAUGUGAUCCAGGAACGCACGGAGCAACUACUGAUUGAGAUGAAUGUUAAGCGAUACGAAUCACAAACCAUACUUGUCUAGCAGACUGUAAUUUUGGAAUCCUUUAGGAAGGAUUGUGUUCUGUAUAAAAGAUCUUUAAUGAAGAACAGUUUGUACC